Coregonus sp. 'balchen' is the source of this 13859-nucleotide messenger RNA. NCBI's taxonomy places the organism in Eukaryota, Metazoa, Chordata, Actinopteri, Salmoniformes, Salmonidae. The record is from the annotation of a GenBank genome assembly.
AUGUUAUUCUGUUUUGAAUGCAUCAUUAAAUUGCUCCUCUAUACUCACUCAAGUAUAUAUUUCACUGCACAAAAUCUUGCCUUGCGUGGAAAAGCUACACAGUCAGACCUCAUCGAGAACCCAUGGCACGGUUUUAGUCAUGCCUCCAAUGCCAUUGAUGGGAACCGCGAUUCACAUUUUCAUCAUGGGUCCUGCACUGCCACUGAUGAAUCCACUAACCCCUGGUGGAGAGUGGACCUGCUUGAUACCUACAUGGUCACCUCCGUCACCAUCACCAACAGAGGGGAUGCUGUUCCUGAGAGGCUUAACGGGGCUGAGAUACGAAUAGGAAAUUCUUUAGUGGACAAUGCCAUUCAUAACCCUUUGUGAGUCAAGAUACUGUGUUUAAAAAAAAUGGUAUAUACAAUGUGUUGCUACUGUUUACAUCCUUGAAGAGUUAAAUUAGAGUGACCACAGUAUAAAUAGCAGACAUACUGUACAUAAAAACCCAUGCAGACAGGACAGAUAGAAUCAAGCAAUGCUGGUGAAAAGAUUCAACCCCACUCAUAGGUUACCACCAGACCAGAGGCACAGUUGUAGACAUCAGCAUAUCAUCUCCUGUUCCUUGUUUAUUUAGUUUAAAUAAAGUUAUGUAGUAUAUGAUGCAGUAUCUUGACAGAGGUCAGUAAAAAUUAAUUUCUCUCUCCAGGGCUAAAACAAUUGCCUCUGUGCCAGCCGGCAGUUCUCUCACCCUGGACUUGAACCCAGCAUUUGAAGGACGUUAUGUGACUGUGGUUCUACCAGGCCAGCAAAGACUUCUUACACUCUGUGAAGUGGAGGUUUAUGGCUACCUUGCUCCAACUGGUAAGAACGUAUAUUAAUAUAUAUAUAUAUAUAUAUAUAUAUAUAUAUACAGUGGGGGAAAAAAGUAUUUAGCCAGCCACCAAUUGUGCAAGUUCUCCCACUUAAAAAGAAGAGAGAGGCCUGUAAUUUUCAUCAUAGGUACACGUCAACUAUGACAGACAAAAUGAGGAAAAAAAUUCCAGAAAAUCACAUUGUAGGAUUUUUAAUGAAUUUAUUUGCAAAUUAUGGUGGAAAAUAAGUAUUUGGUCAAUAACAGAAGUUUCUCAAUACUUUGUUAUAUACCCUUUGUUGGCAAUGACACAGGUCAAACGUUUUCUGUAAGUCUUCACAAGGUUUUCACACACUGUUGCUGGUAUUUUGGCCCAUUCCUCCAUGCAGAUCUCCUCUAGAGCAGUGAUGUUUUGGGGCUGUCGCUGGGCAACACGGACUUCCAACUCCCUCCAAAGAUUUUCUAUGGGGUUGAGAUCUGGAGACUGCCUAGGCCACUCCAGGACAUUGAAAUGCUUCUUACGAAGCCACUCCUUCGUUGCCCGGGCGAUGUGUUUGGGAUCAUUGGUCAUGCUGAAAGACCCAGGCAUGUUUUCUUCAUGCUGAAGGAGUUUUGACCGAUCAUGGCCAAGGGAAUUCAAAGGGUUGGGGGGGGCCCCUUUGGGGGGGGAAAAAAGGGAAUGGGGGUUUUUUUCCAAACCCCCCGCUUUCAAUUUAAGGGGGGGGGGGUUUUUGGGGGGUUGGGGGAAAAUUUUUGGGUUUUUUUUAAAAAAAAGGGCAAAAAAACGGGGGAAAAUUGGGGAAAGGGGGGGUUUUUACCCCAAAAAGGGGGUUCUUUUAUUUUGGGUUUCCUUUUUGCCAAUUUUUGGGGGGGGGGGGCAUUCUCCCAAUCCUCUUUUUUUUGGGGAAUUCCAAUUUCCAAAAUGGGGACUUUCUUUUUUUUGGGGAAACUUUUUAGGGGGGGCGGGGGGCCUUUGGGGGGAUGGGGGGGAGGCCUUUUUGGGGGGGGUUAAGGAAUUUUGGGGACAAGUUUCUUUCACUUUUUUACGGGGAAUUUUUUAGUCCCGGGGGGGGGGGCGGGGGGGGGGGGGGGGGGUAAAAAAUGUUGGGGGGUUACUUGGGGGGGUGGUUUAAAGGGGGAUUUGGGGGGGGAAAAAUACUCUUUUUUUGGGGGGCCCCAAAAACUUCGGGGGGGGGUUUCAAAAGGGGGGGGUUUAAAAUUUUUUUUAAAAACUUUUUUUUAAGGGCCCCCGGGGGGGGGGGUUGGGGUUCUUUGGGGGGUUUUUUGCUUUUCAAAAAAGGGGGUUCUUUGGGAUUUUUUAAUUUUUGGGGACCCCCAAAAAGGGGGGGGGGGGGGAAGGGGGGGGGGGGGGGUUUUUUUUGCGUGGGAAAGGGGGGGGCCCCAAAAAUCGGAAGGGGGGGGGAUUUAAUCAAAAAAAAGGGUUCUUUUGGUAAAUUUGGGUUCCUUUUUUUUUUUUUUCCAAAAAAAGUUCCUUUUUUUUUUUUAAUUUUUUAAAUUGGCUUUUUUUUUUCCCCCAAACAGGGGGGUUGGGAAUUUCUUUUCUUCAAACCAGGGGUUGGGGGGUUACCUUUUUGGGGGGAAAAUUUUCCAAGUUUUUCCCCGGGGGGCCUUUUUUUUGGGGGGGCCGGGGGGUUCUUUUUGGGGGGGGGGGGUUUGGCCAAUAAGGGGGGGGGGGGGAAGGGGGUUUGGGGAGGGGGGGUGGGUGGUUGGAGGUUUGGGGGGGGGGAAUUUCAAAGGGGUUUUCCUUUUUUAUCCCCUUGGGGAAAAAACCCCCCCCUUUUUUCCCCCAACAGGGGUUUCCCCCCUUUUUUAAUUUCCCAAGGGGUAACGAAAAAUGGGAGGAAAAAAGAGGGAGCCUUUUAAGGAAAAAAAGUUUACAGUUUCUUGAGGGCCCCCAGAAAUCUUGGUUUUUUUUUGAGAUUUGGGACCCCCCAAAACCCCCUUUUAUUUUUCCACCCAUUUUAAAAUUUGGGGAAACAUUUACCUUUUUCCCCUUUUUUAAAAAAGGUUUUUCAAAUUUAUUUUUCCUUUGGCCUUUUUUAGGGGGGGGUUUCAAAUUUUUUAAAUUUAUUUAAUCGGGGGGCAAAUUUGGGAAAAACCCAAAUUUUUUUUAUUAUUUUUUUUAAAAGGGGUUCUUUAAUUUUAAAAAAUUUUUGAAUAAAAAAUUUUUGGUUUUUAUUUUUAAAAAGGUUUUUUUAUGAAUGAUCUGCAACCCUUUACGAAAGGGGGCAUUAAGGUUUCAUAAAGGUGGGUUUGAAAGCAUUAUGGGAAAACCCCCCUUUAUAUAAAUUGUAAACCCUUUUAAAAGUGUUUUUACAGGGCCCAAAACAUUUUUUUUCACAUUUUUUGUCUAGGAAUGAAUGUGGCGAUGACAGGAAAGCCACCCAGUCAUCAUUACAUGGGUUUGGGUUUGCUAACAAUGCUAUCGAUGGGAACCGAAAUGUAUUUAUGAAGAUGGUACCUGCACCCACACCAAAGCCAACUAUAACGCCUGGUGGAAUGGUGGACCUUCUGAAGACCUACAAAGUGUUCUCCAUCACCAUUACCAACACAGUCGACAGUGUUCCCAGCAGACUCAUGGAGCUGAGAUUCGCAUUGGAAACUCCCUGGAAAACAACGGCAUCAACAAUCCCAGGUGAAUUACUGUAGUAGAGUUGAGGUCCUUUUUAUAUGUUUUAAAGAUUAGUUGAAGCAAAAAAGGAUGGAAAACCAACCUAGCCAAUCAGGAGCCAAGUUGGAACUAUAACCAUAUUCGUACAUUUAUCCUGGCUAAGGUACUUACGGGUACCGUAAAGGGGCAAUCUGGCGAAUGGUACAUCCAUUUUUUGACUUUUAAAUUAAUGAUUUUAUACCCAUUGAUGUUGAAGUAUAUAGCUCAUAAAUACCUCAUGAGCUUAGUUCAGAACCCAAAAUAUAAACUUGUUUUACUCCAAUGUUUGUAAACAAUGUAGAUGUAAAUUGACACGGUAUAGUCUCAAAACAUUGUUAAAACUAUAAUGUUGAUAUCAUAGUUGGUCAGUACUUGCAUACAUAGCUCUGCCUAUGAUUUUGAAAGAGGUUACAUUAAUCCAGCCUCAUCCCUCAGUUUUUUUUACCAAAACAGUUGCGGGGUGCCGCUUUGUUAUUGUUUGAACUGCAGAUGGGCGGCUAGAGAUAGCGGCUAGAUAUCAAUUUGAAAUUGAGCAGAAGUUGCUAUAGUAGUUUGUUUAUCUUUUAUCCUGCAGGUGUGCUGUGAUUUCCUCUAUCCCAGGUGGCAAUUCAAGCACCUUCCAGUGUAAUGGCAUGGAGGGUCGAUAUGUCAACGUGGUCAUUCCAGGGAGGAAGGAGUACCUGACCUUGUGUGAGGUGGAGGUGUACGGGUCACCCCUGGAUGGGACUGGGCCUACAUGUAACUAAAUCAGAUCAUUAAGUCUUAACAGCACCCUGCAAUGUUUGGGGGCUGUAUUGUCUUACAGAAAACAAUUAAACAUGUUUUGUAUACUUUCACUAUGUUAAUUAUCAAAAAUGUGUAUUUACUUUCAGUAUACAAAAACGAAUUUGGUACACUAUUCUGGAAGUUCUGUUUGUACACUGUUUUUGGAUGUUUGGGUAUAAAUUGGCAAACAUUUUUUGUAAAACUUUUAGCCUAAUUAUUGGUUAGAUGGUUAUUAUUAAUACCUAGAAAUACAUGUAAUGCUGUAAUACUAAUGCUAUUAUGUUAGAAUUAAUGGUCCCGCUUUAAAUGACGUUCAGAUUAUAAAGGCUUCGUAAAGCCUUCAUAAUGCCUUCAUAAGCACUAUAUACAUCUGUUACAAAGCAUCUAUAACCGUAUGUCAUCCUUUAUAAAGGGUUCAUAAAUGUGGCAUAACUGUGUGACAUAAUCGCCAAUGUCAAAUGUGACAUAAUCCACUAGGUCGAAUAUGAUGUAAACAUGUGCUUUAUAAAGGGUGACAUGCUGAAGGAUGGCAACGCUCUAAAGUGAUGUCAUGUUAGUCACAUUACACCUAAUCUCGUUCCCAAACACUUCCGCCCAAAUGCUCAGAAGGUCACUUCCUGGUGAGGCCUGAUCACCCUCACUAGAAAGACUGGAGACAUUGGGUGAGAUGUAAACACUAAUAAUUAGAAGAAGUUUAUAAUUCAUCAAUAGUCCUAUGUGUAUUUCGAAUCACGAGAAGGACAGAGAGAGAGUGCUGCCUCUGAAUGAGGGACACCUGUCUCUAGUCUAUUUUACCAUUACCUUAUGGGAUACAAUUAUUUCCUUAUGGAGUUAUCAAGAGUUGUAAUUCUAAUUUGAUUUGUUUUUGAUUUAACAGGCAGUGUUGUUGUUUAUUGGGUCUCGUCAUCUUUUGGUCCUUUUUUGGUCAUUUCCCUCACGCUUCAUAACAUGUGCCGCCGGUUUUCCUCGCAGACCCCCACUGGAAAGCUCCGCAGGCAGAAUCAAUCAUCGCCAAAUUGUCGUGGAAAUUCUUACACAGGGACACUUGAAGUCAAUCUUAAAUUAAUCAUUGUCUACUGUCAACGCGCUGGAGAGGUUCUAACAAACAAUGAACCAUAGUGAACAUCUGUCAGAAUCUCUAACGGGGCAGUCCCGUUAGUUCCCUUAUAUACUGACAAGUUAUAUUUGCAUGAUUUAGCUUAUUCAUAAUUAAUUAAUCAUUAACGUUUGCUUCAUUUAUGUGACCGACCAAUUCUGGGUCAUGCAUGUGACAGACCAAUACCUCACGAGGCUUCUUCUCUCUAAGCUGAGACCUUGAAACUGAGAUAUCCCUUUCUCUAAAGAAGGUUCUGGGCAUACUGUCAAAUUGCAGACACUGGAUAGUGAGGAUUCGUUCAAUCAGUCACUUGCAUGAAUACAGAAAUUGGUUUAUGGAAAAGCACAAACAUAGAACAUAGAAAUUGGUCAAUAGAAAAGCACCAACAUAACAUUUUUCCAUCACACAACUUUAAAUGGUUGAUAUCCCAGGCUUAUGUGUGCUGUGUGGUGCAAUAGCCUGGGGGUGACGUUACACCAAGAAACACUUACCUUGAUGAAAGCCCCCAACCUAAAGAAAUUGAAAGUGUCUUUCUUCUGGAACCAAGUUACAUGUUCUUUAGAAGACAAAACAUCCAGACAACAAAAACGAGCCUUACCGCGUGGUGCUGGACCCAGUCAAAUCUUUGACACAUUCACUCACUCCCCCGCUGAAAGAUCAGCCACAAAAUGUUAGCACCAUUGUAACAUGUUGUAAACAAGCUCUGGUCUCCAGCAUGGGAACAGAAGAGGAAAAUCUGGUGCGGUAGUCUCAGGUUGGACUACUCCAAAUCAUCUUGGUUCUGACACACAAACGCAAGCUUUGCAGGUCCAUCAUCCCAUUUAAACAGCCUCUCACACACUACUGUAACCUGUGGAUCAUGACAGAAACUUCAUAAAUCAGCAGAAUGUUAAUAACCUAUUUAUUUACACUUUAUGUAGUGUCCAGUAAUACUUAAUUUGAAAUGAGACACCUUCGCAUGAUGCUGUACUUAAUUUAAAGUCAGACCCCUUUGGUCAUUUAUAGCACAUUAAGUACCAGUCAAACAUUUGGACACACCUACUCAUUCAAGGGUUUUUCUUUAUUUUUACUAUUUUCUACAUUGUAGAAUAAUAGUGAAUACAUCAAAACUAUGAAAUAACACAUAUGGAAUCAUGUAGUAACCAAAAAAGUGUUAAACAAAUCAAAAUAUAUUUUAUAUUUGAGAUUCUUCAAAGUAGCCACCCUUUGCCUUGAUGACAGCUUUGCACACUCUUGGCAUUCUCUCAACCAGCUUCACGAGGAACGCUUUUCCAAAAGUCUUGAAGGAGUUCCCACAUAUUCUGAGCACUUGUUGGCUGCUUUUCCUUCACCCUGUGGUCCAACUCAUCCCAAACCAUCUCAAUUGGGUUGCGGUCGGGGGAUUGUGGAGGCCAGGUCAUCUGAUGCAGCACUCCAUCACUCUCCUUGGUCAAAUAGCCCUUACACAGCCUGGAGGUGUGUUUUGGGUCAUUGUCCUGUUUAAAAACAAAUUACAGUCCCACUAAGCGUAAACCAGAUGGGAUGGCGUAUCGCUGCAGAAUGCUGUGGUAGCCAUGCUGGUUAAGUGUGUCUUGAAUUCUAAAUAAAUCACUGACAGUGUCACCAGCAAAGCACCCCCACACCAUCACACCUCCUCCUCCAUGCUUCACUGUGGGAACCACACACGCGAAGAUCAUCUGCUCACCUACUCUGCGUCUCACAAAGACAUGUCGGUUGGAACCAAAAAUGUCCAAUGGUCUAAUGUCCAUUGCUCGUGUUUCUUGGCCCAAGCAAGUCUCUUCUUCAUAUUGGUGUCCUUUAGUAGUGGUUUCUUUGCAGCAAUUCGACCAUGAAGGCCUGAUUCACGCAGUCUCCUCUGAACAGUUGAUGUUGAGAUGUGUCUGUUACUUGAACUCUGUGAAGCAUUUAUUUGGGCUGCAAUUUCUGAGGCUGGUAACUCUAAUGAACUUAUCCUCUGCAGCAGAGGUAACUCUGGGUCUUCCUUUCCUGUGGCAGUCCUCAUGAGAGCCAGUUUCACCAUAGCACUUGAUGUUUUUGCGAUUGCACUUAAAGAAACUUUCAAAGUAGAAAAUAGUACAAAUAAAGAACAACCCUUGAAUGAAUAGGUGAUCCAAAAUGUUUGACCUGUAGUGUACAUAAUGGCUUAAUGAUGUAAACACACAUGUAUUAACACUUAGGGAAUUGUCACUAAUAGCUAAAACAAGUGUCUAAACCAUACAUUUCUUUUUAUUUGAUGUUUCAAAAAGUCCAGCAAUGCGAUUACAUUGAACAUUACACAGGGCUGUGAAUAGUGUGGCUUGUCCCUGAGCUGGUGGACGAAUGGUUCUUGCCUCCGUUCUUGCUGGAGGUACUGCAUGUUGGUUCCAACCUUAAAGUAACAACAAAUAAAGUUAAUAGGUCUGUUAGGAAAUGCCGUUGUCACACCAUCUGGAUAAGGGCAUAUCUGUGCCGUACCAGAAACUCAAAAAUGUGAAGAUGGGAAUCUCCAUUAAAUUUGUUUAUUAUAUUCUUCUUUCAUUUACAAAUCUCAUGACGUAACUAUGAGACAUAGCUGUAUCUAAGGGAUAUGUAUUUAGCUGAGCCUGCUAGCUAACUAUAUUUCGAACUCAUCACAUGAUCAGCAUCUCAUCAGCAACACUAAAAAAGGCCUUCCGGAGUCACAGAAUUUCUGAAAUUUUCUAAAUAAAAGUCCCCCAUGUAAUAACAGAAAAGUGUCAAUAACUAUUUAUGAUAUAUGACAAAUAAUUAUCUAAACAUUAACAAUGAUUCAUAUUUGUUGAUAUUUAAGUGACAUUUGCAUUAAAUGUGGGUUUUAAAACAUGUUCCAAGGGUCAAUAAAUGCCCCCAAUGCUAAUCACUGUAUAUGGAAUACAUAUUGGCUUAGAGCAAGAACUAUUCUGGGUGCAGCAGUAAAAGUAUUGUAGGGAAUACUCAAUAGAAUGUAUAUAUGGUGUCAUUUCAUGGGGCUCUAAAUAAUACGGAGUGUGGCGGGCCUUUUACUCCAAACCCCUUCCUUGGGGGGCCCAAUCCACAUCCAUUUGUGCUUAUUUCACUAAAAAAGAAAAACCCGCUCCCAAAACAAAGCCCGGGGAUGCCCCACUGAAAAAAGGAAAACUACACCCCAAAAAUCGAAUUUCUUAAUUUUUUUCCCAAAACUUGGGGGAACCCGGGAAAAAAGGGGGGAAACCGAAACCCGGGAAAAAAAAAACCAAAAAACGGGAAAUUUUUGGGAAAAAAAUGAAAUUGGGAAUGAAUAAAAAAAUAUUAAAAAGGCCCCACCAUGUUUUUUCGUUCAUGAAAUGCACUUUGGGUCCCGUUUUUUUCCUGCACACGGCCCUUUUUUGGGGGUUGAUUUGGGCCCAAAAUUUUACAUGUAAAACCCAAAAGGGAAAGAGGUUGGGGCCCUUUUUUAUAAAUGUUUUGGGGAAAUAUAAUCUAAUAUAUAACAAUUUUUUCAGAAACUUUUUUCGAAAACGAAAUUUCAGUCUGCAUGAAUACUUUUUCGUAUGGGAUGGGCCUGGGAAUCAACCCAAUUCCGGCGUUUCAAUGCUCUACCAAAAGUUGAAGGGUUAUAAAAGUUUUGUGAAACCUCAAUUUAAUAUAUUUAUAAGGUCUUUUUAACGGUUCUUAUCCAACCUUUUUAAAGGGACAGGGUUUUUAAACAUAUUUGACAUUGGUUUGGGUUUUUCCCAAAAAGUUUUUGCCACAUUUAUGAACCCUUUAUACAGCAUGACAAAGGUUUUUAGAUAUGUGGGAAAAAAAUUUAUUUUUAUUUUUUGAAGGGGUUUAUGAAGGCUUUAUGAGCCCUUUUUAAGCUGCACUUUUUUAAAAACGGGACCCCAAUUAAUUUGUGAAAAACUGGAAUUUUUCCAUUGUUUUUGGGUUUUUGUGCUUUUAGUCUGUUAAAAACCCAAAUAAAUUGGGCAAAUAUGCGCUCCUUUGUCCUUUGAAAAAAAACAAACCACUCUUUUCCCUAGCCUGUUCCCCCUGAAGUUGUAACAAAUUUUCUUUUCCCCGAAAUUUUAGGGCCCCCAAUUUGGUCGGGAUGGGCCCGCAUAUGACUUUAAUUUCUUGGGAGCUUUUUUAAAUUCCGGCUUCAAAAAUCAUGCCCUUGGUUUUAAGUUUUUAAAACCAUAAACCUAAAAAUUUUAACCACUGCAUUCAUAUAUGGCUGGUGUUACCAGACCAGGACAAGACCAAAUCAACAUAAAUCAAAAUACGUCUAAAACCCCCGGGUGGACAUUUUAAAGGGAAAUAAUAUGACAAACCCCACCAGUAAUCCCCCUUGAAGCCCUUUCCCCCUUUUUUGGGCAAAUAGGGAGUGUGUUUAAAUUUUUUUUACAUAAUGUUAUUUUAAUUUUACUUAAAAACAAGACGUCAAAAGAUGAAAAAUCAACACUUGAAAGUAGGCUUGAAGUGAAUACUACCAAACUAACCCUUUAAAUGAAUAAUGCCCCAAAAAGGGCUAAAAACCAUGGGUAGACGUGCCCAUGACCACGUUUUUAUCCCAAUUUUUGUGUGAGUAAAAAACCAACCCUAUAAAAAUAAACACGACAGCUGUUGGGAAAAGGACGUUUCGGUACAAUUUUAAAAAAAAUAAAAAAAAAUAGGCUACUUGUGAAACGAUAAGUGAUUACGUGUAAGGGGUUUUAUAUAGGCUAUCUGAAAUGUUGGGAAAAGUAAAAUUUCUUACUGGUUUUUUCACCUUGGGGAAAUUGAAAUUAAUCUCAUGUUGAAUGCGACCUGGGCGUUUUUUCGUCAUAUUAUAGGUGUUUUUACCUUUCUUUAAAGUGCCUUACCCUUCCCCCCAUAGAAACAGGGAAUUAUUUUUAUAAAAAUUUUAAAAUCAUUGCGUUUUCCUGUUUUAUUUGGUUUUUUUUUCAACUUUUUUUUAUUGGGCAAACAGCCAAAGCAUUAUUCUAGUCAUAUUAGCCAAACCCUUUUAGAGUUGCAUCUUUAAUCCCCCCUCUUUCUAAAUUUCGAAAGGUAUAUUUCCAUCCUGUUUCCCUUAAAACCGCUCACAUAAAGUGGGGGCAAAAUUUUAGAAAGGGUUUUUUCCUGCAAUUUUCAUUUUGGAAUUUACCCAAAGGGUUAUGUACAAAGCUGAUUCUGGGACAGUGAAUAACCCUUUUAGGUUAUAGAUAGCACCUUUUUUUCUAAGAGUGCACUCUACUGUUCUAUUGCAGACUCUUCCUUUAGGAUAACUUAUUAUUUCUCUUCAGGGCUGGGGUCAUUCAAUCCAUUCCAGCAGGUAGAUCUCUCACUCUGAGGUGGACAUCAGGUGUAGAAGGACGUUAUGUGACUGUGGUUCUACCAGGCAAGAACAAAAUUCUAACUCUCUGUGAAGUGGAGGUGUAUGGGUACCAUUCUUCAACUGGUAGGACUCCGUUCUCUUAAAUGUAUUUUCAUUUAUCUUCAGCAACAUCUGCAACACUCAUGGUCUAGCUUCUUUAGAAACAAAAUAUGAAUAUAGUGACCAGUAAACAAAGUAUAAUGUCCUGCUAUUGUGUCCAGGAGAGAAUGUGUCGUUGAAGGGAAAAGCCACCCAAUCUUCACUUCAUAAAUUUGGAUCUGCGUACAAUGCCAUUGACGGGAACCGUGAUGGCUGUUGGGCACAUGGCUCCUGCAUGUCACGAUCGUCAUACAUAGAGGAGGAGGACCAAGGCGCAGCGUUGAAUGUGAACAUAUUAUUUAUUUUAAUGAUCACCCGAUCAAAACAACAAAACAACGACGUGACAGUCGACGGUCAAUACACAACCAAACACGAACAAAAACCCACAACACCCACAGGAAAACAUACAGAUUAAAUAUGGCUCCCAAUCAGAGAUAACGAGCCGACAGCUGACACUCGUUACCUCCAAUUGGGAGUCAUUGACCAAACAUAGAAAUGAACCCAACAGAAAUACAAACAUAGAAAUACACCCAAAUAAUGAACACACCCUGGCUCAAUAUACAGAGUCCCGGAGCCAGAGCGUGACAGUACCCCCCCCCUAAAGGCGCGGACUGCGACCGCGCCUCAAUACGGGCUAAACAAGGGAGGGCUGGGUGGGCAUACCUCCUCGGCGGUGGCUCUGGCUCCGUCCUUGAUCCCCACCUCCUCUCCAACCCCCCAAAGUACCCCUGGUCCUGUCUAGCCCCGUUGGCCGGAGCCGGACUGACGACACGCGCCCCUGGCCUGAUGCGUGGAGGAGGAACGGGCCGGACCGGGCUGACGACGCGCACCACUGACCUGGUGCGGGGAGCUUGGAUGGGCCGAACUGGGCUGGCGACGCGCACCACAGACUUGGUGCGGAGAGCAGGAACGGCCCGGACAGGGCUGACGAAACGCACCACAGACUUGGUGCGGAGAACAGGCACGGGCCGUGCCGGACUGACGCCGCACCCCACUGGCUUGGUGUGGGGAGCAGGAGCGGACCGAGCCGGGCUGUCGAAGCGCACCCCUGACUUUGUGCGGGGAGCAGGAACGGGACGAGCCGGGCUGGCGACGCGCACCACAGACCUGGUGCGGAGAGCAGGAACGGGCAGAGCCGGGCUGACGAGACGCACCACAGACUUGAUGCGGGGAGCAGGAAUGGGCCGGACUGGGCUGGCGACGCGCACCACAGACCUGGUGCGGAGAGCAGGAACGGGCAGAGCCGGGCUGACGAGACGUACCACAGACUUGAUGCGGGGAGCAGGAAUGGGCCGGACUGGACUGACGACGCACACCACUGGCUUGGUGCGGGAAGCUUGGAUGGGCCGGACUGUACUGGGGACACACACCACUGGCCCUACACCGGGAUCUGGAACGGGCCGGACCGGACUGGCAACACACGCCAGUACCUCUCGCCGUGCCUCUACUUCUUCCAUCCCCUCUUCGACCAGUGGCCCCCGUAACCCGGCGGCCUUCUCCGGCAACCCACUGGGCCGCUCUAUCGUGGCCUCCUGCUGGUCCGCCGUCGUGAGCCCCCCCCUAAAAAUUUUCGGGGCGUCUCUCCUACCCGUGGCCCAGGUCUCCAUGUCCCUCGCCAGCUUCUCGCCCUUCUGCCAUAAAUUCAAGCCCCUCUCUUCCUCACUCGGCUUGACCCAGUCCAGGAGGCGAAGGAGAUCUGUGAGGGAUCUCCCCGGCGAUGGCUCCUGGACACGCUGCUUGGUCCCAUCUUGGUGGGUUUUUCUGUCACGAUCGUCAUACAUAGAGGAGGAGGACCAAGGCGCAGCGUUGAAUGUGAACAUAUUAUUUAUUUUAAUGAUCACCCGAUCAAAACAACAAAACAACGACGUGACAGUCGACGGUCAAUACACAACCAAACACGAACAAAAACCCACAACACCCACAGGAAAACAUACAGAUUAAAUAUGGCUCCCAAUCAGAGAUAACGAGCCGACAGCUGACACUCGUUACCUCCAAUUGGGAGUCAUUGACCAAACAUAGAAAUGAACCCAACAGAAAUACAAACAUAGAAAUACACCCAAAUAAUGAACACACCCUGGCUCAAUAUACAGAGUCCCGGAGCCAGAGCGUGACACUGCACCCACACUGAAGUUGAACUGAACCCCUGGUGGAGGGUGGACCUUCUGAAGACCUACAAAGUGUUCUCUGUCACCAUCACCAAUAACUUAGACAUAAUUCCCAGCAGACUGAAUGGUGCUGAGAUACGUAUUGGAAACUCCCUGGACAACAACAAUGGCAACAACAAUCCCAGGUGAAGUAUGGGACUUUAAGUCCAUAGAUACUACACUGUGUGAGAGACCGUGUUGGGAAGUACUGAACUAGAUGUAGUUCAACUAGUAAUUAAACUACAUUUUGCAGUAGCCUGGUGGUAGUUGAACUAAAUUCAAAUCUUGGUAGUGUUUUCAGUAGUUAAUACUUUUUUUUGCGGUGUAGCCAACUACUAGAACUACACACUACUUCUUUUGUAAAAAGAAAAGUAAAUAUGGGUGAAGAAUUCCCUUUCUUUUUCAGCAUCAGACCUGUUUAAAUCUCACUUGAAACAUCGUUUUUGUUUAGCAGGCUAAACUACACAUUCUGUUAACAUAUGACCCCAAAGUGAUUUGUUCUUACAAUUUGUAGUCUAUGACAUUUCGAAUUUAGAUAUCAUAAUUUUCACAAAGUAGUUUGGAUGUAGUGAACUACUUUUGCAAAGUAACUAUAUUUUUCUUAAGGGUAGCUUUAGUGUAGCUUAAUUUCUUCCAUUGUGAAGUAAUCAGUAGCUUGGUAAACUAUAUUUUUAGAGUAGCUUCCCGAACACUGGUGAGAGAGUAGUAUUCAGCUGGGUUCAAGGUUAAUUGGCCAAAGUUAUUGCUCUUACUGCUGUUCUAAAUCAGAUUCAGAUCCAUUCAGAUCCAUUUAUUUUGCAUCCUGCAGGUGUGCUGUGAUCUCCUCUAUCCCAGCGGGCUUCUCCAGCACCUUCCAGUGUAACGGCAUGGAAGGACGAUAUGUCAAUGUGGUCAUUCCAGACAGAAGAGAGUACCUGAUUCUGUGUGAGGUGGAAGUGUACGGAGCACAGCUGGUUUGA